Molecule: messenger RNA, 3543 nt
Organism: Orussus abietinus
Lineage: Eukaryota; Metazoa; Arthropoda; Insecta; Hymenoptera; Orussidae
Gene: Ndf
Product: putative oxidoreductase GLYR1 homolog
Exons: 10
Coding region: 29-1540 (503 amino acids)
Molecular function (GO): NADP binding; NAD binding; oxidoreductase activity, acting on the CH-OH group of donors, NAD or NADP as acceptor
Source: RefSeq, a predicted model, not a curated record
CGUGAGCGAGGUUGGAUGCGCGGUCGUGAUGUCUGAAAUAUUCAAACUUGGUGAUUUGGUAUGGGCCAAGAUGAAGGGAUUUUCGCCGUGGCCAGGCCGAGUCUCCAAUCCUUCCAAGGACUUGAAGAAGCCAUCAAAUACUAAGAAGGGUCCAGUUCAGUGUAUAUUCUUCUUUGGAACAAAUAACUACGCAUGGAUAGAAGAGACCAACAUUAAACCGUAUCAUGAAUUUAAGGAUACUCUAGUAAAAUCUAACAAAUCAGGUGGAUUCAAAGAUGCCAUUGAAGCGAUAGAAGAUUUCAUCGCUAAAGGCCAGGUAUUUGAAGAUGGUCUGGACCCUGAUUCACUUUUUGACAGACUUAAAGAGGAUAGCAUCAUAGUAGAAAAGAAGACUCCUAAAACUCCGAGGCCACGCAAAGAUACUCCAAAAGCGAAGAGGCUUGACAGUAGUGGAGGUGGAGAUGCUCGUCGACCAGCAAAGAAGCAAAGACGAGAAUCCAGUACUAGUAAUGGUAAUCGUGUUGGAAGCAUUAGUCCGGCACUAAAUAAUUCAACUCCAAGAAAAUCAGGGACAUCACUUCUGGACAGACCUGCAAACAUUAUCCGGCCUGUGACACCUCCACUAGAUGUAGAGACACUUUCCCAGACGCUAAAGGAGAAGAACAUCCUGCCGUCGACUUUGAAAUUCGGAUUCCUCGGGCUAGGCAUCAUGGGAAGUGGUAUCGUAAAAAACCUCAUCAAUAGCGGCCACAGCGUGAUCGUCUGGAACAGGACGCAAGAAAAGUGUACCGAUUUCGUUAAAGCUGGAGCGGAGCAAGGACUUACACCAUCGGACGUGGUGCUUGCAGCGGACAUAACAUUUUCCUGCGUAGCCGAUCCCCAAGCCGCUAAAGAUAUGGUUUUCGGCAAUUGCGGCGUUCUAAUGGAAAUUUCACCGGACAAGGGGUACGUGGAAAUGACGGGAAUUGACGCCGAAACGUCGCAAGACAUUGCCGAGGCCAUAAACGCAAAGGGUGGACGUUAUCUGGAAGCACAAGUCCAAGGCAGCAAGACUCAGGCUCAGGAAGGCACCCUGGUUAUUUUGGCUGCAGGCGACAGAUCUUUGUUCGACGAGUGUCAAUCCUGCUUCGAGGCAAUGGGAAAAAACAGUUUCUACUUAGGAGAGGUCGGCAACGCUUCAAAGAUGAAUCUGGUGCUUCAACUCAUGGCUGGAGUCACGUUGGCCGGCUUGGCAGAGAGUAUGGCCCUUGCCGAUCGAGCCGGACUGCAACAGAAAGACGUCCUCGAGGUUUUGGAACUUACGUCCCUCGCUUGUCCAGCAAUCCUGGACAAGGGAAGAGCUAUCAUAGAAGGGGGAUUUCCGACGCAGCUUCCGCUGCAGCACAUGCAGAAAGAUCUAAGACUGUCGCUGGGAAUGAGCGAUCAGCUGGAGCAGCCGUUGCCUUUGGCAGCAGCAGCGAACGAGGUCUACAAACACGCUAAACGUCUGGGAUAUGGACAGCACGAUGCCUCGGCGGUUUACAUCAGGGCCAGGUUCUAACGGGUCGCAGUCGUCGCAAUCAGGCCUUCGCUACACCAUAUUUAUUGCAAUACCUACCGUUGUUUCCCGGCGUUACGGAGUGGGUGGUACACGAUUCACCAAAGUGACAAAGACUGCUAACGCGGACGGGAUGUGUUCUUUCUCUCUUCGCAAAUCGCGUAUCACUUUGCUCGUACUAACGCUAUCUCGAGGAAGCUGCCUCCUGUAUCGCGGCCACGAGAAUUGUUACGCGGGCGAAUUUGCGAGACGGGGAGAAGGACGACAGAAGCCUCUCGGCGAAUGCGACGAUAAGGCACAUCUCCUUGGAUAGUUGUCACUUCGCGUCCUCGCGAUAGCGACGAUCUCUCAACUGAUUCGACUCACCGCCUGUCGGAGCUUGAAAAUGUUAACGGGGAAUUAUUUGGGGAGGUGUCGAAAAUGUGCCUUACGAUGCUAUUUGAAGGGAUACUUCCGGUAGGACUCAAGCCUUGAUCGAUCCAUGUUUUUCGUGGACCAGAACUCCAGUAAAAUUCAAUGAAAUUCAAGCGAAGCCGGGAAUGUUAGGAUGAAAGACGUUGACAAAUGUAUACGCGACGAUGCUGACGGAUCUGAACCAUGAUUAGAUGGAUACUGACGUUUUUCUUCGUGCAAUUGUACAAACACGAGCUAUCGCACACUUCCGCCCUGAUGGAGUAGUGGCUAAUUGUAAAAAAGAAAUAUAUCGAAAUUGGUGAGGACCGAGAACCACGCGAAAAGCCAAAUGAGAGUGUGGACGUCAAGUGAAUCAAUUGAGGAUGCCGAACGAACCAACCAACACCGGUAUCGGCGAUUUAAGCGAAAAACAAUGUACAAUGAACAUGUAAGAAGGCACUUUGCUUUCGUGCGUUCAUGUAGGCCCAAUCUGAUAACAGUUAAAGUAUAUAAAAUAGUUUGCAGUAGUAAUGAUACAGAUGUGUCUGGACGACCCUGCGAAUAUCUGCGAUUCAACGACUCGGUAUGAUCGGUCAUCUCCCAGUCAUUCCUUGUCAAACUGCGCGGUAUUAAGUGAAGUCUUGACGCGAGCAAAUCAUUGUUAGAGCGGCAGAUUUUUAAUGAAUAUAAUGCGAAGAGUUACCCAUCGUAUUUCUUAAAUAGAUGACGAGUACCUUCCUUUUUAUCGCUGUAAACCUCUACGGAGAAAAAAAGUGCAACGCAGUUUCUGCUCGACCGAGCAAUACUCUAAUAACAAUUAUGCACAUCCAGAUCGUCACAAAAAUGUCGAAAAGAAAGCGCGAGGAGCGAUUAUAUUAUCCCUUCCGUGCCCAUACCAGUUCUUCAAAUCUUAAUUCGCGUUAAUUUUAAAUCUUAUCGCUCGUGAUUAAUGGUACCAUUGUUAAAUGGAAAAGUUGCUUAUUUUUAUUGCGUCAGAUGGGAAAAGAUAAAUCUACAGAAGGAUUUUACACGGAAGAGUAGCAUCGAUUCGUUACGAUUCUAUACGGUUAUAGAUAUUGUCCACAUCGACAUAGGUCGUGAAGGAUUGCUGAAGCGCGCGGAGACGGUUAAUUCCUGCAAAUAAUACCAAGGAAUUAACUUGUUCUAUUCUGUUUAAUUGCGGCGGUAGACCAAUUGAAAAUUGACUGUUAAUUCAUACCUUACGAUCAAGGAUGGCCGUUAGAACGGAGAAACACUUCUCUCGAGCAAUGUCACUAGGCGAAGUCGAUCCGAGGAAUUCAUAGGGAAUAGCGUUGUACCGCACUGCUAUCGGCUACGCGCCAUAUCAAUACUGUAUGUAACUAGAAAUAUGCAUUACCGACACAGUUGAUGUUACAAUGAUCCAUUGUAUAUGUAAGGAAAAAUGAUGAAUGCUAUAGAAUUAUUAAAAUAAUAUACAUACAGACAAGCAUAUAAGAAUAUAUAACUAUUACGAAGAACAAAGUAUGUGUGGACGAGCGCACCGUAUAUACGUUGCCUCGACAAUACGCGUUAUAUGUUUUGUCACGAGAUACACUGGUUUUUGAAUAAAUAUCUAUUUGAAUUAUUCCCGA